Scomber scombrus (Atlantic mackerel) is the source of this 6323-nucleotide messenger RNA. It is a transcript of the gene vti1a, whose product is annotated as vesicle transport through interaction with t-SNAREs 1A. Gene Ontology annotation, biological process: retrograde transport, endosome to Golgi; Golgi to vacuole transport; vesicle fusion with Golgi apparatus. Gene Ontology annotation, molecular function: SNAP receptor activity; SNARE binding. Lineage: Eukaryota; Metazoa; Chordata; Actinopteri; Scombriformes; Scombridae. Bases 76 to 729 code for a protein of 217 amino acids. The transcript has 8 exons. Gene Ontology annotation, cellular component: ER to Golgi transport vesicle membrane; Golgi apparatus; late endosome membrane. The record is from RefSeq and is a predicted model, not a curated record.
UCCAUCAUAGCCUUGUUUUUAUUAUUUCAGAGCUAACUUGUCAGGCCGAAAGCCACCUGUUUUAAACCUUUAAAAAUGUCUUCAGACUUUGAAGCGUACGAGCAGGACUUUGGGACCGUUACGGCAGAGAUAACAAACAAAAUUGGAAAGAUUCCCAAACUAAGUGGAGAGGAGAAGACACAGCUGGUUCUAAAUGUCGACAAACAGCUUGAAGAAGUCAGAGAGUUGAUGGAGCAGAUGGACCUGGAGGUGCGGGAGAUCCCCAUCCAGAGCAGAGCCAUGUACAACAGCAGACUGAAGAGCUACAAGCAGGAGAUGGAGAAGCUUGAGAAAGACUUUAAAAGGUCACGUAUUGCCUACAGUGAUGAGGUGCGCAACGAGCUCCUGGGGGAUGACGCCAGCUCCUCGGAGGGCCAGAGAGCACAUCUGUUGGACAACACAGAGAAGCUGGAAAGGUCAUCACGGAGACUGGAGGCCGGCUACCAGAUAGCAGUAGAAACUGAACAAGUGGGACAAGAGAUUCUUUCCAACCUGCACAGUGACCGUGAGAAGAUCCAGAGAGCCAGAGAAAGGCUGAGAGAAACAGAUGCCAAUCUGGGGAAGAGUUCUCGCAUCCUUACCGGCAUGCUGAGAAGGAUCAUCCAGAAUCGUAUCCUGGUCUUCAUCCUCGGAGCCAUCAUCCUUCUCACCAUCAUCCUGGCCAUCUAUUUCAAUCUGCGGGGCCACUGAUCUCCCAUGUACACACACACACACACACACACACACACACACACACACACACACACACACACACACACACACACACACACACACACACACCCCACCCCCACCCCCAACACAAACACCAACACCAACACACUCGCGUGAUUAAUAGCGACAAAAGCGUUGUUCUGUUGUAAUUAGGACAAAUGGUCCCCAUGAAUCACUGUUUCCAAAGCCUGACAGGGAGCUUUUUUCCAUCUCUUUCUCCUUUCCUGUUUGCUGUUUCUUUUCUCUUUCUUUUUUCUUUUUUUGCUACCCUUUCGUUGUUUCUUUCUUUCUUUCUUUCUUUUUCCAUUCUCAUCUGUUUUUUCCUCUCUUACAUCUCCAGGGACACAAAUAGGGGGAGAUGUUUUUAUGAUAGUUCAUGUUUUUCAUGGUGUUGAUCUGUGUGCUUUCGCAGCCCAUCCUGUCCUCGGGGGCACAUGGCCUGGGAUUUUUUUUGUAACUCUAAGCAGACUCGGAUAUGUAGAUCUUUUUCUUUUCUGUGAUUGAGGUGCGUCAAGUGUUACUCAGGAUGUGUUUGUGCGCAUGCAUGGGAGACAGAGAGACAGAGAGGUGUAAGAGUGUUGUGUAUGUUAAGACAAGUGCAUGAGUGACAGUCAUAGAUUGGGGGCCCACACUAUGUUUGUUAUAAACACCAACAGUAGACACACAUACUGUUGUAUGUAUGAGAGUCUGCAACUAAAUGAUUCAGCUGUUCUUCAUGUAGCCCCAACACAGCACAGAGGACAGUGCCUUCAGAUAAGAUAUGCUGUUCAUGCUCCCCCUUUAAAAAGCUCAGCGGAGCCCAAAAUAGAUGAGUGGCACUGCCUUGAAACACGCGGAUGCACAUAAAAUGGUUCAGGUCAGUUCAACUUCAGUUCAGUCAAUCAAGGUGAAACUAUUUUUCAUUUUAAUAAGAUAAAACUCUAUUUUCAAUUUUUCAAUAGUUUUCAACUGUCGAAAAAAUAAAAUAAAACCAACUCUUUAAAUAUGUUUAAUACAAAAGACCUGUCCCCAACCUUGCAACAUACAAUACAUAAAUACAACACAGAUAAAGGUUUAUUCUUACAUUAUAACCAGCUUUCAUUACCACAUUUGGUACAGUGCCCCUGUAUUUCCCAAACACAGCUCAUUCCUCUUUUUUGAAAUAACUGUCAUUGUGGAAAAUGCUCGGCAUCAUACUGUAUGUACUAACAUUUAAAUCUACAUCAUGUAUAGUGUUUUUGCUCUCAAUACAAGUGAUUCUGUUACUAUUUAUUUGUAAAUGUAUAAAUGAGUUUUCAAUUAAAGAUUCUGUGCUAGAACUGUAUAUUUUAUGAAGUUAAAAUCUAUUCAAAGUGAAGAUUAACCAUGUGUUUUCUUCAGAUUUGGUUGUUCAGUGAUUAGACUAAAAUUCAGACUGCACAGCAGGACCAACUGAAUAGUGUUGAUUUCUAGUUUUGCGUCUUAAAGGUUUUUUUUCUGUUCUUAUACAGUAAAUGGAUCUUACUAGUUUGAGAGCUUGUAAGUUCUGAAGAUUGUGAUGCAGUCCUUGUUUCUGUGUUUAUCUGUACACUGACUGAUGAUGUGAUACAUUUGCAGGUGUUUGAAAAACGUGCGUUUGAGUUUACUGCUGUUUAAUUCUUCGGGGGAAAGCCAUUCUUCAGGGUAUUGUGGAAAAAGUAAAUUUAAGAGCAAGUUUGGAGAUUUUUCAGAAGUUGAGAUACAUGAAGGUAAUGCUCUGUACACCACAAAUACACACUCUCACACAGCCAUGCACAUACAGUAGAUGCACAGUAUUAGAUUGUGCAUGUGUCUCCUGUGGCCGGUGUGGCUGUUCCCAGCGAGGACAUUUGCUAUUCUGUUUCAGGGCCGCGGUCUUCAUUUUCAAAGAUGCGGGGGUGCCCCACACCCCCACCCUACCGACCACCAUUUCACAGGCCCUCACCAGCCGCAGCGCCGCCGUUUGCUUCAAAGCCUCAAAUUAAUGGCCAACAAAAUAGUGUGCCUCUGACCGUCCCAUGCGGGGCCGACCCACCAAGAGUUAUCAUUAAAGUCAAGGAAUAAUGAAAAAAGGAAAGGAGAAAAAAGGGGUGAGAAGGAAGGAAGUGAACAAGGAAGCAUGGAGGUGGGGGGUAAGGAAGGGAGGGGGUAAAAAUCCCUGGCAGUUUGACAAACCUCAUCUGGUAAUGACCCUCAGUGAUUGUUUUUUCACCCAGUGAACUGUGUGUGUGUGUGUGUGUGUGUGUGUGUGUGUGUGUGUGUGUGUGUGUGUGUGUGUGUGUGUGUGUGUGUGUGUGUGUGUGUGUGUGUGUGUCUCUGCAUGCGCAGCCUACCUGCGUGCAAAUGUGCUCUCUUCUCUUCCUCUCUCUUUCUCUCUGUCUUUCCCCCCCCUUCCCUUCCCUCUUGCCACCCCCCAGCCCCCUUUCUCUCUACCUCUCCUGCCACCUUUUCUCCUCCUCCCUGUCCUCCCCUCCCUUCUCCCUCCCUACCUCCCUCCCAGCCUGUCAGAUGAGCGGAGCGAUAUCUAGUGAGUGAGCGGUGGAAGGCAGCGUGGCGGCGGCUUCUAUUUGAAGUUGUAAUGGUGUCAAAAAGUCAGGGCUGACUGACAGACGUCAGUCCCACAGGGCCUCAUUAAAAACAGACCCACUUGACAAGGAAAUAAUUGAGCGCCGGCGACAACUCAGGGGCCCCUCUGCGUUUUUAGAUGUUUUUAUUUUCUUUUCAUUAUUAGUGCCGAGCUAUUAUGUUCAUUAAGAAAUGGCAUUAAAACAAGUUUUUAAAAGCGAGGAAAGGGAAGGAGGGGCAGAGGGAAGGCUGGAUGCAUAGAGGUGGGGAGAUAACGAUUUGUUUAGAGCCCCCAUCCUGUUUUAUUAUUUAAACAGGAGCACUGUCAUGUGAUACCUUGGCAGACGUCGGCUAUCAUCUGCCUCUCCUCCCUUUUUCCCCCUCUUUUUCUCCUUUUUUCCCCUUUACCCAUCCCUCAUUUUCCCCUGCUUUUAUGUUCCCCUUCUCUGUCCAUCUCUCUCUCUCUCUCUCUCUCUCUCUCUCUCUCUCUCUCUCUCUCUCUCUCCACCUGCCCAUCUCUCCCUUUCCGUCCCUUUCUUUCUCUCCCUCUGAGCAGCGGGUGUCGUCGGAAUAUGAACUAGAUUAUUCAUCAAUGCCCCCCACGCCCCUCUACCACUCCCCCCAUUCACUGAUUUGGUUUUCGACAAGCGUCUCACCGCAGAAGGCUGAGGAUGAAAACUUGUCAAAAAUAGGUUAUAUCUUAUUCCAAGGGGCAACAAUAGCAGCAGGUACAGACACCUUUUAAUAUUUAAUUUAGACGGGUGUUAACCCUCCUUAAGUGACUGGAGCUGUGUCUUCCAUACAGACACCAGGGCCCACAUGCAUAUACGAUGCGUACGCACAAAAACCAUGCAUACGCCUUUUCCUGCACAUAGACUGGUAUUUAUAAACACAACAUUUGCAGUGAAAAUGUGAACACCUCACACUUUCUUCAUGCAUUCUUCAUUCACGUUUUUCUUAAGCAAUCUGAGGGUGACGCGACGAGGUGGAGAUGAAAUAUAAGGUGAGAGACAGAAUCUUUCAGUAAAACACUGUGUAGGCUGACAACCAGCUGCACUGAUUGUAUGAUUGUUUUUUGCGUUUUAACAGAUUUGUAAAAUGCCAAUCAAAGGCACAUUUAUUAAGGUAACAUUGGUUAAUUACUUUUGUGUGAUUAAUUUGAUCACUCUUAAUUUACAUUAAAGUCAACAUUUUAUUUUGCUGUUAAUAUUCUUUUAUUAUAACUUUAGUUGUGUCACACCUCAUAACGUCUGUUUAGACAUGAGAGCAACAAACUAAUCAUUGAUUACAUUUUUGAUACAUCCCUGCCUAUGAUAGCUCACAGGUCCAUGUGAUGAAUUACUGAUAUGGCUGCUAUGAAGAGCUGCACAGCAGUGCAUAAUGGUCAAGUGUAAUGACUGUUUUUUACUGUUGGAGAACCUUGCUGGUGAAACUGCACUUCUUUCCUAUUUGUUUCAUUGAUAGUUGUAGACUGAUGUAGGAAGCGGUGAACUGAUAUGAAAACAGCUGGUUGAGGGCAUGUCUUCAACCAUUUAUGGCUAAUUGUGAGAGUGGAAAUGAGGCUCAAGCACACGCAUUCAGUUCCUCAAUGACUGAAAUGUAUAAACAAGAACCAUGCAUAGCACAGCUUUAAAAAUCUGAUGAGAAGAUGCGUAUUUCUGAAUUUGUUCGUACACACAGUCUUAGUCAUGACAGAGUUUUAUGUAUCUGGUCCCAAGAGAGAAACUGGGGGGAAAGGGAGCAAGAGAGAGCGAUCAAUUAUAUAUGUGUCUGAGAAGUGAUUUUGAAGCUCUCCCUGCGUUCUCCUGUUUGCUAGAGACAGUUUCUAUACCAACCAUGUCCUUAGCCUGGCUGUCCUGUGAAAGUGAAAAAAUAUUUUCACUCAAAUCACAUUUAGUUCCAAACGCUGCUGUGCCUUUUUGAUACAGUAAUGAUAACACAAGUGAUCGUAUAGCAAUGGUUAUUUCAUCAGCAGAAAUUAUUUUCCAGAGGAAUUAUCUUUUACACCACUGUCAUGUCUGUCAUCAAGAUCCCUUGUGCCCAGCUCAGCAGUUAUUAUUGCCUUUACUGGCCUUCCCUACAUGGUUUCCAUGAAAGUUUAAAAAAAGGAACGUUCUUCAACAAGGAACCUCUGUGAUGCUCCACCAUUACAAGAAGCCUGAUGUUUGUCAGCCAUUUAAGACGACAAAGGAUUGUGACAAGUGUCAUUUGAGCUGUCUGUCCCCCAGUGGAGGGCGGGCCUUAAACAGGACAAACAACUCCAGUGGUGGGAUUACAACGCGAGGGUGGGCGCUUCAUCCGCAGGAGUGUCCAUGACGGUGCCAUCCCCCACUACACACACACCCACACAUACACACACACGUGUUAAAAGACGCCCUGCCACAACAGCUACCAAGAAAAACCCACAAUGGCACUGUUUGAGAACUACAAUGAAUCUUCUACUGUUUGAUUCAACACACACACACAAAAGCACACAUGCACUAACGCACAUACGGUGGACACCCCCCCAAUAAAAAGACACACACGCUCUAGUGUACAGCUGUUAGAAGAGGAGCCAUGUUCUCCGUUUGUACACGCCACCAGUCCUAGCAGAAUGGCUUUCUUUCUCUCUUCGGCCCUUUAUCUGUCUUUUCUUUCACCCCCAUCAGUGCUGUAGACCAUUUUAAUGGUGUUUGUGCUCACAAAGCGAUGACAAUGGCCCCCAUUAUUUAAGGAAGUCACAGGGGCUGCAGCCAUACAUACAUGGAUGUUUGUAUGCCUGUGUGUGCAGGAUGUGUCCCCCUGUUUGGUUGAGAUGGAGCUGGAGUACUUGGAUUUAAAAGGUUAUGUUGAAUUGUCUAUAUGCACAAAUAUCUGUGUCCAUCGGUAAUGUCUGUGUGACUCAUAAUUCCUGUCGACCAGGAUGUACAGUCUUCAUCUUGUUUCCCACAGUAAGACAAGUCAGACUGAGCUGCUUCCAAAACUCUGUAAAAUACUUCUGUGAUCUCUGUCAGUGUCUGUUGUUAAAUAUCUGUCAUUAAAGCAGUUCUGCA